AUGCAGCCGGUAGUAAAAAUAUGGCCAUUCAGAGGGUGCGCUUUGGACUUUAUUGGAAAGUUAACAGCACCAUCUGUAGAUGGCCAUACUCAUAUUGUGGUAGCAACAGACUACUUUACAAAAUGGGUGGAGGCUAUUCCAUUAAAAACUUGUGAGCAACCAACAAUGAUUGAUUUUAUUAAGAAGCACAUUAUUCAUAGGUUUGGAAUUCCAGAGACUACCACCACUAACAGAGGACUUUCCUUUAUUGGAAAUAAAGUUCUUGAUUAUUGUGCUGAGUGUAGUUCCACUCCAUAUUUUGCCCAAUCAAAUGGACAGGCUGAGGCUUCCAACAAAGUAAUUCCCAAUAUCCUUGAAAAGAUGAUUGAGAAUCAUCCAAGGGAAUGGCAUCACUUACUUUCUAAUGCUCUUUGGGCUUACAGAAAUUCAAAAAGAUCAAGUACUGGUGUCACGCUGUAUAUGCUUAUAUAUGGACAUGAUGCCGUUCUUCCAAUGGAAAUGACCAUAAGGUCUGCAAGAGUAGCUUUCCAAAAUGACUUGACUCCAGUAGAUUACAACCAUGCCAUGUUGGUGGAAUUGGAGGACCUUGAUGAAGUAUGUCUUAAUGCCUUGGACCAUAUUAUUAUUCAAAAGAAGAAAGUCAUGCUGCCAUACAAUAAGAAGGUUAAGGCAAAGACAUUUGUUGAAGGAGACCUGGUAUAG
This is a messenger RNA of Cornus florida, 702 nucleotides long. RefSeq lists its product as uncharacterized. The coding region runs from base 1 to 702 and encodes 233 amino acids. NCBI's taxonomy places the organism in Eukaryota, Viridiplantae, Streptophyta, Magnoliopsida, Cornales, Cornaceae. The record is from RefSeq and is a predicted model, not a curated record. The transcript has a single exon. Gene Ontology annotation, molecular function: nucleic acid binding. Gene Ontology annotation, biological process: DNA integration.